GUGUGUGUGUGUGAGUGAUUGCCAGUCAGUCAUGGGCGGAAGAGAUAAACAAGAUUUAAUUCUGCCCCUGAUGAUAGCGUCCCUGUUGCUUUCCGGCCAUUCCGUUGCCGCCGCCGUGGACGCCUCCAUGGUCGGUGCCGUUGGAGCAUUGCUAAAGCUCAUCGGGACGCCCCUGAAGGUGACCGCUUUUGUUGAGUGCUGGAAUGAAGGGGAGAAGCUUAUGUUUGCAAGGAUCGGUCUCUCCGGCGGUCGUCAUUUGAUGCAGUUCGUUGAACCGAGACGAGCAUCACCAGACGCACGGACAGAUGUCAAGGAUAUGGAUAAUUACCGGAACGCCACGCUCGAUGAAGAUGCUGAAAGUCACCAGACGUUGGUGGUGGUGGAUCUACGCUGCAACGGGUCGGAACGACUACUAGCUGAGGCUGGGCAGCGUCUGUAUCUAAACUACCGCUGGCUACUGAUGGAUUCCAGUGAGGGUGGUGCCCCGUUGGGUAUCGAGCACUAUCUGGCUGUGCUGCAGGACUUGCCGGCCCUUGUCAGCAGUGAGAUCUUUGUGAUGCUGGAAGAAGACGGCCAAUCAAUACGAUUUAUGCAAGUUUACAGAGUGAGUCAAAAUUCUGAACUGCUAACAGAACACUACGCUUUGUGGAAUGCGACAGUACCAGGAGAUACUGAGGGAGAGAUGAUCGAUUUACGAACUCACAAAGUCACUUCGGUGCGGCGUAAAGAUCUUCACGGUCACUAUCUUCGUGCGUCGAUGGUUAUUACCAAUCCGGAUACGUUGAAUCAUCUCACGGACUACAAAGAUAAACACAUCGACACGAUCACGAAGGUGAACUAUAUUUUGACUAACUGUCUGGUGGCAUACCUUGGAGCCGAAGUGAACUACACCCGUGUGACAACCUGGGGCUACUACAACACUACCACCGGCAUGUGGGAUGGUAUGAUCGGUGAGCUAGUGCACAAUACGGCCGACCUGGGUGCAUCUCCGCUCUUCUUCACCACCGAUCGCAUUGCGGUGAUCGAGUACCUUGCCAUGACGUCCGAGACACGGUCCAAAUUUAUCUUUCGCUCACCGAAACUGUCCUACACCGAGAAUGUGUUCGUAUUGCCGUUCGAUGAUAAAGUUUGGAUCUGCGUCAUUGCCGUCAUCAUUGUUUCCUCCGUCCUGCUGCUUGUUACGCUCUGGGCGGAAUGGCGCAUAGCGAACGGUGACCUGGAGCUGCCGCCAGCCCCGCCCGAUUCCUCUACCAUGGCCGCCAGCCUGCGUGACACGCUGCUCAUGAUGUACGGGGCGUCCUGCCAACAAGGCUCGGCCGUCUUACCACGCAGCUGCAGCGCCCGCACGAUCACCAUGCUUACCUUCACGGUGUUGAUGUUCCUGUACGCUAGCUACUCGGCCAACAUUGUCGCGCUGCUGCAGAGUCCCUCGACCAAGAUCCAAACGCUGGAGGAUUUGCUUGGCUCGCGGCUCAAGUUCGGUGUGCAUGAUACCGUGUUCAAUCGGCACUACUUUACGCACGCCACCGAACCGACGCGCAGGGCACUGUACGAGCAGAAGAUCCGCCGACCGUACGGACCGGACGCGUUCAUAGCGCUGGAGCAGGGCAUCGAUCGGAUACGGCAUGGGUUGUAUGCGUUUCACGUGGAACAGGGCGUCGGGUAUAAGGUGAUCAGCGAAACGUACCAGGAGGACGAAAAGUGUGGCCUGCAGGAAAUACAGUACCUGCAGGUGAUCGAUCCGUACUACGCGAUACAGAAGAACUCGUCGUACAAGGAGAUGGUGAAGAUUGGGUAAGGUAGAGGACUUUGGAUGUGGGAUUUACAGCAAGAUAGUGGAUCUUUCUCUUCUUACAGAUUGUUUCGAUUGAACGAGCACGGCAUCCAGUAUCGAGAGAACGACAAACUGUACACCAAAAAGCCAACCUGUUCGGGCGGUGGUGGCAAGUUCGUCCCGGUAAGUCUGGUCGACGUAGAGCCGGCCGUCUGGAUCAUCCUGUGGGGUAGUGGGCUGGCGUCGGCAUUCUUCCUAACGGAGCGGCUUUACUUUCACUUUUUGAGAAGGAAAGUACGACAACUUGUUCGUCGUUGGCAACACACCUAAACAACCAGGGUGAGAACGAAUGUCAUCAAGCUUAGUAGACGAGGCAGUGAAGACGGUGGAGUAAAUUUUCAGACAUUUUUUAAAUAAAUGUAUUUACUCAAAAAGAGAGAUAAAACAAUAGUAAUGAGAUUUCAACUACAGUAUAUGAUGGUAAUAUGUAAUAUUGUAUGCAUGUAUGUGUAUAUAGUGAAUUUACUACAGCGAGUAUACGAAUAGUGGAACCGCUUCGAUGCGCCUUGUUUCUUCGUUCGCUUCCUGGUAGGUUCUGUCUGCACAUCUAUAAUAGAGCUUUUUUUUGUUCUCGCAUCUUACUGUACUUGUUUUUCACUGUUUCUUUCUCCCAUUUUACGUACAAACAA
Anopheles coluzzii is the source of this 2463-nucleotide messenger RNA. Its product is annotated as ionotropic receptor 75a-like. NCBI's taxonomy places the organism in Eukaryota, Metazoa, Arthropoda, Insecta, Diptera, Culicidae. Gene Ontology annotation, molecular function: glutamate-gated receptor activity. Gene Ontology annotation, cellular component: membrane. The record is from RefSeq and is a predicted model, not a curated record. The transcript has 5 exons. The coding region runs from base 32 to 1798 and encodes 588 amino acids.